CGCGCGGAUUCUUCACUUGUAAGGACAUGUGCACUGGCUAAAAGCGAAAUAUCGCCUGCAGGGCUGAGAAUGACAGUUUCAGAUGGAUCAAAUUCCAGACUGGAAGACACACCCUGUGAACAACUGUGCAGGGAAGAAUCUUUUCCAGAAUUUCAGCAUCUCCUAAACAACUAUUGACUUGUUUGUGUUGCCUUACCCAGGAACGUAGAGCUCACCAUCCAAAUCAGACAGCGGUUUUAUAUGCCGCUGUGUUCCAUGUGCCUCCGUUCUCAUCUAGCUUUGUUUUCUAGACUUAGAAAGACAUUCAGGUGUCCUUAACGAUGAGAUUGCAUUUUAGCCCUGUCGGUUCCCAUGAAACCCAGCGUAGGCUGUAAGCGCGUUAGCCAAGCACUGUGACAGGAUUUAGCCCUUCAGAGUUAGAGGCACUAUUGUUUCCCCCAGCGCCCCUGGAAUGCCACCGCCUCUGCCGUCGAAUGACACUGAGCUGCCACCCACAGCACACAGCGCCUAUGGUGCUCCGGGAUCCUGCACGGGACAUCUGGAAUUUGAGAGAACAGUGUGAUCAGUACAGUCUGAUGCUCAGAAGAAGAAUGUGAAUAUGACACGGUUUGUCUCUUCUGAAUAAACGAAGAAAGUGACUAUGAAAGCACAGAACCUGCCUUCUGUCGCCAUCAGCGAGGAGAAGUUCAUUACCAGAGAGCAGCUCAGUUCCCUGCUGAAGACGUACAACUCGUACUACUCUGAUCAAGAAAAUCUGCAGCUCUCCUACACUCAGCAAGAAGGAGGCAAACCAUUUAUUGAGGGAAUCUUGCCAAUAUUUUGGGGAGUUCGACAUCCCAUCCGACUGAAAAUUCAGGAUGAGAAGCAGAUACCCUCUUUUGUAACCUUGAAGUCAGCCGAGAGUGUGGGUGUGUUCCCUGGUAAAAGGGGGAUGACACGCUGGGGAGAGUUUGAUGACCUGCAUCAUAUUAGUGGGGAGACAGUGAAAUGUCCUGAAGAGCCAACCCUUGAGCCAAGUUAUUCCUGUUAUGAAAGCCGCACUCUGAAGUUGAAGAGCGAGCAGGAACAUGAUUGUGCUACCUUGCCCAGGGCUGUCCGUGAUGCUGUGGCCAUGCGGAAGAGGAGCCGGCUCCCCACGAUAAUGAGGACGGAAGUAGAAACUCAUAGGUUCUCAAUUAAUGGCCACUUCUACAACUAUGAGACAUCUGUUUUUACUCCGGCUUUUGGAUCAGAGACCAAAAUAAGAGUGAACAGCCAGAUGAGAACAAGACAAGUGAUAGAACAAUUGCUUCGAAAGUUUAAGAUAGAGAACAGCCCGCAGGAAUUUGCACUUUACAUUAUCCACGCAUCUGGAGAAAAGAAGCAGCUGCGGAGCGGAGACGUCCCCUUACUGUACAGGCUCCUUCAGGGUCCCUCGGAGAAGAUCGCCAAGUUCUUCCUCAUGGACGGGGAUGUGGAAGAGGUCAGCAGCGAUGUUGCUCAGUAUAUUCAGUUCCAUCUUCCCUUUUUGGAGUCCAUUCUGCACAGACUCGAUGAAGAGGAAGAGCAGGAGAUCCAGCAGACAAUUGCAAGGUACCUAAAGGAGAAGAGACUGAUAAGCCAACACCUCCACAGCCGAGCUGCUAAAAGAACAGAGACGACUGUCUGAUGCGAGUGCCCGGUUGUGAGUACCCCACGCGCCGCCCGUGCCGAUGGGGAGUGGGUGUGUGCACGCGCCGCGACUGAACAGCACUUACAGCACAGGUGUUUCAAGUCCUGGAGUUUCUCUUGGGACCUUUGCCACCAAAACUGAGCCCCCUCCUCUCCAGCUCUGCAGCACAAGUUGGAGCCGCCUAUGAAGAUGCACUUGAUCCUCCCAAGGUGGAGCCUGAAUCAAGCUUGAAACUUAAGCGAGGGAAGAAUCCUGUGAGAAUCCCUAGGCUGUGACCCUGCUGAUCCACAAACCGUCGCCAGAGGCCUAUAGCACUGCGGGAAAACAUCACAGUAACCCGUCUGUUAAUGGUACAGAAAACACGAAAAGCUGAAUUAGAUUUGGAGGAGGCUUUUCCGUAAUGCUAAGUGGCAAAAGGUGGUGGUGUAUCCAAGACCACAGUGAGGCUUUUCACUUACUCUAAAAUGUAUCUCCGCAAGACCUGAAAUCCUGGUGCCUGCAGGCUGCUGGGUGCCUGCCUUGCUUCAGCUUGGAGCUGCGCUUAAAAGAAGGUAAACGGAAACCUUCCCAUGUAACAGCUCCUCCACUCCUUAAAACCGAGAGCAGAUUUGUCUCCACAGCCUCUCCUGAGCUGCACAGCGAGUGCUGUCAUUAACACUGCUGCAGGAGUGCCCCUGGGAGCGGGGAGGCACCUCAGCUUUGGUGGUGGUGGAAGCAAAUGAGUCUGUGUCGUUGCUGUGUGUUUUGUGUGGAAAAGGAAGUUGGAAGCGCUCAGUGAGAGGCUGAAUGUCAGAGCUGUGCUGGGCCUGUGCGGGUGUGUCCCCCGCGGGUGUGGUUUGGGGCAGAUUGGCCCCGGCACAGUGUGCAGUAGCCCAGGGGUCCGAGUUGUGCUCGAUAUCGGAGCUCAAACUGCAGAGGUGUCAAUAAAAUCCCACUUAUGCACAAAGAA
Cuculus canorus (common cuckoo) is the source of this 2600-nucleotide messenger RNA. RefSeq names its product Ras association domain family member 6 (gene RASSF6). The coding region runs from base 641 to 1648 and encodes 335 amino acids. NCBI's taxonomy places the organism in Eukaryota, Metazoa, Chordata, Aves, Cuculiformes, Cuculidae. The record is from RefSeq and is a predicted model, not a curated record. The transcript has 11 exons. Gene Ontology annotation, biological process: signal transduction.